AUGUCUGCUGUGAAUGUGCUUCUCUCAGAGGACAGCCUGCUGUGCGGGAUAUGCUUGGAAAUGUUCAGGGAUCCCGUUACAAUCCCAUGUGGACAUAGUUUCUGUCUGGGAUGCAUUCAGAGUUGCUGGGAUCGUGACAUGGAUGGUGGAGGCCAAAGAUGUCCUCAGUGCCAACAUAGGUUCACUCCCAGACCUCAGCUUCUCAGGAGCCUUGUCCUGUGUCGAGUGGUUGAGGACUUUGCCUCAUCCAAGGGGAGCUUUGCUGAAGACCCUAUUGCUGGCCCAGGUGAUGUGGCCUGUGAUUUCUGCACCCACACCAAGUUACAGGCAGCACAGUCUUGUCUGGCGUGUCUAGCUUCUUACUGCAGAUUCCACCUGAAGCCUCACCUGGAGAAUGUGGCAUUCCAGCACCACAGCCUGACCCAGCCAUUGAAGAAGCUCAGCCAGAGAUGGUGCCUGGCUCAUGGAAAAGCUCUUGACUUGUUCUGCAGAACAAAUCAGACCUUUAUUUGUUCAGUGUGUACAACAAAAGAACACAGGAACCAUGAGACAGUCACAGUGGAGGAGGAAGGGGCUGAUAGAAAGAAAAAGCUUCUUCAAAAAGAAUGUGAAGCGGAAGCAGAGACACAGAAAACCCUAGCCGAGAUCAGGCUUCUGGAACAGACCGUUGACUCAAUCAUGGGCUCUUCACUCAAAGUGGGAUGUGAAAUCAGAGGCACAUUCUCUGCAAUGACUGAAGCCAUUGAAAAAGCUGGGGAAGAAGUGAUUGGAUUGGUAGAGGGAGCGGUGCAAGUGGCAUUGAACCAGGCUGACAGUAUCCAGAACCGACUGGAACAGAAAUGUGGUGAGCUGAGAGAGAAAGAGCAGCAACUGAAAACCCUGUCAAAGAGCAAUGAUCAUGUGAUGCUGGUGCAGGAAUCUUUAUCUUUGAACACACCAUUGCAAAGUUGGGAUAUCCCAGUGUUCUGCUCUGACGUUGAAGCCUGUUUCACCUGUGCCAGUAAAGCAGUAACCGACCUCUCAGCACUGGUUACACGAUACCUUAAAGCAGCUGUAAGGCAACUGAAAAACCACAAACUUAUGGAUGCUGUGAAUCUGACUUUUGAUCCUAACACGGUGAAUAAUUAUCUCCGUUUAUCAGAUGUGAAUCAGACGGUGACGGAAUGUUACCCGGAGUCACAGGCCUACCCCGACCACCCUGAGCGCUUCGACAGCUUGUGGCAGGUGUUGUGCAGUGAGAGCCUGGCCUGUGGUAAAUAUUACUGGGAGGUGCAGGGUCAGACCUACUCGCAAAACUUCCUGGCGAAAGUGGGAAUCGUGUACAGGAGGAUGAGCAGGAAGGGGGCAGAGCGGUCCUGUUGUAUCGGUGAGAAUGCCAUGUCCUGGUGCUUGAGUGUUUACCCAGAUGGAGGAAGCUGGCUCCGUUUUGCCACAAGGCACAAAAAUAAAGGUGUUAACCUCCCGGCAACCAGGUGUGAGCGGAUUGGGGUUUACCUUGACAUUGACGCAGGCAACCUCUCAUUCUAUGCACUCAGUGAUAGGAUAAUCCUUCUACACAGAUUCCAAGCUGUCUUCACGGAUCCCCUAUAUCCAGCCUUUGGUCUUUACUCCAAUUCCUCUCUCACCAUUCAGCAGCUUGAACGCUAG
This is a messenger RNA of Carcharodon carcharias (great white shark), 1647 nucleotides long. Its product is annotated as E3 ubiquitin/ISG15 ligase TRIM25-like. Lineage: Eukaryota; Metazoa; Chordata; Chondrichthyes; Lamniformes; Lamnidae. Gene Ontology annotation, molecular function: zinc ion binding; protein binding. Bases 1 to 1647 code for a protein of 548 amino acids. The record is from RefSeq and is a predicted model, not a curated record. The transcript is spliced from 5 exons.